UUAGUUGGAAUUAGUUUGACCGUAGAGAAAUGACUGAGUGGUUCAUUUUUAAUUGUUUUUUUUUUUCUGGUGUCAGACUUUACAACACAAACGUGACAGACUCGGCUGCGUAAAAAAAAAAAAGAAGAAGAAAAGAAAAACUGACAGAGAGCGCGAGGCGGAAGACUGAGUCAGUCUUCAGUCAGGCAGCAGACGGAGAGGAUCAUGAGACGGACCAGGUUUCCUUCCCAUCACCAGCAUCACUCCAGACCCAGCUAAGGAACGAUGUCUAACAACACCACGGAGGCGGUGCAGGACUACCCUUACGUGCGCUUCUACGUGUCCACCCUCUCCUUCUCGGUCCUUCUCUUCUUCAACCUCAUCAUCAACUGGACCAUCGUCCGGGAGGAGCGGCUGCGGAGCCAAGCGCGCUUCGUGCUGGUCUUCCACCUGCUGGUGUCCGCUCUGGUCCACCUGGGCAUGAGCAGCGUCUUCUACUACCAGAUCCACCUGAAGGCGCGGCCGAGCCGCACCGCUUGCCGGGCCAUGAUCACCGUCCUGAUCAGCAGCGCCUCCAACAUCCUGCUGACGCUCACGGCCAUGGCUCUGGACCGCUUAGUGGCCGUGUGCUACCCGAUGCGCUACACCUCCGCCUGCACGGCGGCGUACUGGUCGUGGCUGCUGGGCUUGCUCACCUGGAUGGUAGCCUUGGUCAUCCCCCUCAGCCUGCCUCUCAGCCCGGGUCCCCAGGCGGGGGACCCCGAUACUUGCGACCGGAAUAAGCUGAAAAAGGGCGAGCUCCAGAAGGUGCUGUUCAUCGGACUGUGCACGCUGCUCAUUCUCUACAGCUACGUGCGGAUCCUGGUGGAGGGACGGCGGCUCGGGGUGCUAAACCGGAGGAACCGGGCCGGCUGCAGGACCAUCGCCCUGCACGGCACCCAGCUGGCCGUUUACAUCCUGCCCAACUUCGUGAACUUCGUGUUGUACCUCAUGUUGAACAAAAACAUUAUCGAGCGUGACACCAAGGAGCUGUCCGCCGUGGUUAUCUUUGCGUUCUUCAGCGUGGCGCAGUGCGUGGCGCCCGUUGUUUACGGCUUGCGCAAAGAGGAACUUCUGGAGCAGCUGAAUCGUCGGUUCCCCUGCUGCUCCCGGUACCUGAAGGCUGUGCUCGGCUGGACAGUGAGAGCCAACUGGCCCCAUACACAACCCAGAGGAAGGGAGCGAACGCUGACUGCUCAGACCAUCAUCUCCCUGGAAGUCCCACAAGAGAACCGGGAGGAAGAGACCGAGCCGCUGCCAGACACCAGUUUCCCACACAACUCACAUUCAUACGAAGGAAUUAUGGACCAUGCCUGAUGGGGGGAGGCUAAUAAGGGAAAAGCUUUUGUUUCCAACAGAUUUUUUUUAUCUUGUGCUGGAAAGGAACUCGUAAGACGCUUUUUAAUAAAUUCCUUCAUAAGAAAAUUGAACAAAGACGUGCAGAUCCAAGGGAAAACUCAAAGCCAGACCUUGAACUGUCAAUUUUUCUUUCAUCUGAAGCGUUCUCCAAGGCCAGGUGGAACAGUUCUGAUUGCAGAACUCCUUUUCCCGGCUCAGGGGAACCCAAUCGUCCGUCUGAAUCCGACCUCUUCCUCCUUUUGGGAUUAUGCUGACUGGAUAUAUCCUAACGUUUAGCCAUGUGGAUGUUUGGUGUCAUUCUUACCGUAAACUGUGUAAAGCCUAAAAUUCCUGGUCCACUGAUUUCCUGAGACUGAAAUCAGCAGAAGGAACUAAAAUGGCUCAAGACAUUUUGAUUUUCCCGAAAGGAACCAACACUUUGGCCUGUGUUUGAGAAACAUCAAAGCACACAAACAACAUAGCAUGCCUGUUGGUAAAAAAAAACAUUUUAUUUAGUAAAACCUACUUUAAGUUAUUUGUAUAGUUUUAAGUUUGAAAUAUUUUUACGCUACUUAUCUGUUUUAUGCGGUAUUAGGACUUUUUGACCAAAAGUUAAGCAUCAAUUGCAUUUCGAUCAAAGGAAAAAUACGUUCAAAGAACCAUUUCCUUUUUUUCUCCAAGGGUUAGAAAAAGGGUUUGAAAAAAAUUUGCUUAAUAAUUUGAAGUAGCUUUUCUUUUAGAGUGAUGAGAAACAAAUGGCAGAAAUCAUAGUCCACUUUCUGCUUGUUCAUCACACCGUUAUGCAACUUACUACUUAUUUAUUUUAAAAACUUACUCCCCAUCUACUAACUAUUUUCAGCAGAGACCAUAAGCUACAGAACGUCUCAAAAUGUGAAUUUUUUUCCUGAAUAUGUUAGUUUUUCUAAAAUUCUAAAAAAAAUCAGAAUAAAAUAUUUAAAACAUUACAUUUUAUUGUAGUUUAUUUAUUUUUGAAAUUGUGUUUCUUCAUCAAAACACAGUGCAACCAAUACAAAAAGCAGCUUUCAAAUGAUUUCAAAGUUGUUGUUUUUUAAAGGAACAGUGCUAUAUAUAUUUUUUUCCCGAUUAUUUCUUGGCAGCAAAGAGAAAAGUUGCUUUGUUCAACAAAUCUUUCCAAACAAUUGCUGACAUUUGCUUCAAAUUGCACAUCUAUUGCCUGGGGUUUACCACGGUAGGGGAUUGCACUGCCUGAGUUGACAGUUGAGUUUCACGGCGACGGCAGCACACGGCAGGGGAAUUCUGCUCAUUGGAUGCCGCAUUGUCUUGUGAGACACUAGUACCGCCACGUCCGAUCCGAGUCUCGCACUUCAAAGCACAACCUGUGUACACACUCUUGGCGCUGGACUUACGGGCAUUCCUGCAGAGCGCCUUUUUCCUUAGAAGAGGUGCGCUGCAGAAAUGAAACCACGAGGCAGGCGGGUAGUUUGGUACGGAGAGGAAGUGCGUUUUCAACUCUCAGACAAAAACGCUGCUAAAGCCGAACGGGUGUGCAAGAAAAGACAUGAAGUCAAAGCUCAGCAGAUGCGUGUUUAAUGACAUGUUGCAAGUGCACCAACGUCCACACAUAUUUUGAUGAGGCAGAUAAGUUUAUGGAUAAACAUACUUUUAGAUUAAUCUAAAUAGCAUGUCACAAAAAGAGCGUGGAAUAUUGUGAGCAGUUUUAAUCAUGUGGAACCCCUCCAAUGUGAUCAAGUCUAACAGCUGAUACACUCAAUCUAAAUAUUAGCACGUAAUUAUACAUAUGAUAAACCCACAGGCUUCCCAAAUAAGUAUGCACUUUUAGUUUAAAAUUAAAUAUGCAGAUAACUACAUGUUCCACCUUUACAGUAGAGGAUUGAAAACUGGCGGCUGUAUUGAUGAGUUUUCAGGUGAGUCACGGCACAGCAGGAACUUCAAUCAGAAUUUAAGGCAAAAGUUUUAAUCUGAUAUUGUGUUUAUAAGAGCUUAAUAUGCAGAAAGGCCUUUUAGUACAUACAAAGCACAUUCUUAAAUACAUUAAACAAAAUUUAGACUAUAGUACAUAAAAAAAUAGAAAGAAAAACGAAAGAAUAUGCCUUUAAAAAAAAAAACAACCUUAGUUUAGACCCUAAACUGCUUUUUAUUUUACAGACGUUCCUGUUGACUGAGUUACCAUCUGAGUCACAUUGUGUUGUAUUAUUGUUAAAGCAAAAACUGCAUAUAUUCGUACUUUAAGUGCGAAUUAUUGAUCGGUCAUCUACAGUCUAUUUACAAGCUCCCCGCACAUAUUCAACCGUCAGACACACACCGGGAGGAAGAAUCUCUUGUAGAAGAUUCACACUCCAAGUUCAAAAAGCGAGAAACGAGUCAAGAUUUUCAAGGCUUAAUUGUUAGUCUGACCAAAAAUAAAUAAAUAAUAGUGAUGUGACUGAAAUAGAUGUAUUAUUAAAAUGGGUCAAUUCUGGCUGGACUUGGCAUUCAAGAUCGGAUUUAGAAAUCCAGAAAAGUUGGAGAGA
Messenger RNA from Xiphophorus couchianus (Monterrey platyfish), 3869 nucleotides. Its product is annotated as odorant receptor 131-2. The transcript has 2 exons. Gene Ontology annotation, molecular function: olfactory receptor activity; G protein-coupled receptor activity; odorant binding. NCBI's taxonomy places the organism in Eukaryota, Metazoa, Chordata, Actinopteri, Cyprinodontiformes, Poeciliidae. Gene Ontology annotation, biological process: G protein-coupled receptor signaling pathway; detection of chemical stimulus involved in sensory perception of smell. The record is from RefSeq and is a predicted model, not a curated record. Gene Ontology annotation, cellular component: membrane. The coding region runs from base 265 to 1335 and encodes 356 amino acids.